This is a messenger RNA of Medioppia subpectinata, 738 nucleotides long. The record is from the annotation of a GenBank genome assembly. NCBI's taxonomy places the organism in Eukaryota, Metazoa, Arthropoda, Arachnida, Sarcoptiformes, Oppiidae.
AUGCGAGCCGACUAUACACAGGCCUACAUAAAUCGCGGCGAUAUUCUUAUACGUAUGAAUCGGACGCGAGAAGCGCAAGAAGUGUACGAAAAGGCACUGCAAUUUGAUUCCUCCAAUCCUGAUAUCUAUUAUAAUUUAGGCGUUGUAUUACUGGAACAGUCGAAAGCAACACAAGCUUUAGUUUAUUUCAAUAAAGCGCUUGAAUUGAAUCCAUCGCACGAACAGUCGCUCAUGAAUUCAGCGAUUCUCAUACAGGAGAGCGGUAGCCAUGAGUUGCGCCCUUUAGCUCAACAACGAGAUGUCAAGGAGUAUCUCUUGCCUUUCCGGUUGCUUUCCCAAAUAAACGCGACAUUCAAUUUGGCGCUUCUCCUGUCGGACUCGAACCGAGCGCUCGAAGCGGUUCCUUUCCUGAAGCAACUGCUGAGACAUCAUUCCGAUCAUAUCAAAGGACUUAUACUUCUCGGAGACAUCUAUAUUAAUCACGUGAAGGACUUGGAGGCGGCCGAGGAGUGCUAUAAACAGAUUAUUAAACACGACUCGAAUAACAUUCAGGGAAGACAUAACUUAUGUGUGGUAUAUGUGGAGAGGGAGGAACUGGAGAGAGCGGAGAAUUGUCUUCUCGGUGUGUCCUCAUUAGCACCCAAUGAGGAGUACAUUAGAAAACACUUACGUAUAGUUAGGACGAGAAUCGCGAAACUGCGACAAAAAUACCACAAUAAAGAAGACUCAUUGGUGUGA